AUGAUUAUCUGGGAACCAUGUAGCAAGACAUGUGGUGGUUCUGGUGUCCAAGAGCGCAUACGUGUGCGUGUUGGGCUACCGCCGAUCAAUUCUACCAUUUGUGGCAGUGUUUGCCCUGGGUCAAAUCUUGAAAAAAGAGCUUGCAACAUUCACGACUGUCCAGGUUUGCGAAUUGAAGAUUUAUCAGUAGGAAGUCACAAAUGGCUUAUCAACAAUCCUAUUAAUAUGGAACGAUUUUUUUUUCAGUUGAGUACAAUUCACUUGGUUGUUUUAAAGACAGUACUCCCCGCGCUCUCCCGUUGUUACUAAAAAACUUCCGGGGUAACAUCGAUUGGACUGACUCGACAAAAGUCGUUCGAGCAUGCGCAGAGAUCGCAAAGGAGCGUGGCCUUCCCGUGUUUGGAAUCCAGUAUUACACAGAAUGUUGGACUGGACUGGACGCCGAAAACACGUACAAUAUGUACGGACCUUCCGGAAACUGUUGGAAUGGAGUGGGAAAGAGGAGAGCAAAUUAUGUGUACAAUAUGAGUAAAAGUUCCAGUUUUUUUCGAAAUUGA
This is a messenger RNA of Pocillopora meandrina, 557 nucleotides long. The record is from the annotation of a GenBank genome assembly. NCBI's taxonomy places the organism in Eukaryota, Metazoa, Cnidaria, Anthozoa, Scleractinia, Pocilloporidae.